CUGCACUUCGGAAAGGCUACAACAACUGGGACGAAACCAAUCGAAUUUCGUGAUGGCGUCAUCUAUCCCGCCAAGUCGAUAAACCCACCACCCACUGAACGUGUCAUGGACAUGAUCGCGAACGAUCCGGAUCUAAAGACAACCUAUGAAAACAUGCAGAAAGCUGGCUUUCCAUCAGUUCUACAACAGAAGAAACCAAAUUAUGCUUUCCUUGCACCACAAAACCAUGGAUGGGUGACGCGAGAGAAGGAAAAGGCUUACAAUCCGAGCCAAAUGCACAAGUUAAUGGAACUCCACACCAUUCCUCAUCAACUGAUUACUGGUAAGGAUGGAAACGUUGGACCGGAAACCAUCCAGACGCUGGAUUCACUGAAUGGACAGAAACUCAAAGUCAAAAAAACCUUCGAUGGCAGCACCUUUGUUGGGCACGACCAAAUGGACCCAAAGCACUGGGUGAGUUAG
This is a messenger RNA of Dibothriocephalus latus, 462 nucleotides long. Lineage: Eukaryota; Metazoa; Platyhelminthes; Cestoda; Diphyllobothriidea; Diphyllobothriidae. The record is from the annotation of a GenBank genome assembly.